This is a messenger RNA of Cephus cinctus (wheat stem sawfly), 7654 nucleotides long. RefSeq names its product cadherin-89D (gene Cad89D). Gene Ontology annotation, molecular function: calcium ion binding. Bases 670 to 6531 code for a protein of 1953 amino acids. The transcript has 21 exons. NCBI's taxonomy places the organism in Eukaryota, Metazoa, Arthropoda, Insecta, Hymenoptera, Cephidae. Gene Ontology annotation, biological process: homophilic cell-cell adhesion. The record is from RefSeq and is a predicted model, not a curated record. Gene Ontology annotation, cellular component: plasma membrane.
CAACCUCGGACAGGUCACUUUCCAACGAACGACGGCUGAAGUCGCUCGGACCGAGUUAUGACUCUCGGCCAGAAGUCUGACGUUCUUUGAUCAAUUUCACCGUCGCAACGUCUAUUAGCUAAGCGUCGGAGCGACGUCAUCGUAAUGAACGAGCAAUUAUAAACGAGCCUCGUAAUUGCGUCCACUUUCGUUUUAACCUCUACGAGUUCCCUUUCGUGACCCGGAAGGAACACUCUGUAACUCCUGCAGGUUGUAGCUCCACGCUGGCCAGGUGUGCACAGGUAAGUGUUCACUCCAGUAUAUGGCCAGUCGUCAGCUUGGUAGGCUGCCGCUGCUUUCCGAGUGCGUUCAACUCGGGACUCUGGAGACGAAAGGUAAAACCCUUGAAGCCUGAGCGUCUUUCGUACUGCUGGCUACCUGGUGCAGCCGGCCUGGAGCAGCGUGCUCGUUAUUGCCCAUCGAUACGAGUGAAUUUGUAGAGAUCAUUUAUAAAGUUAUUUUUGCCAAAAAAUGUAUACAGUGACUAUUUUAUAACUGGACGUAUAUAUAUGCAUAUAUAUAUGUCUGUGAGUACAGUGCCGUGUGGUGAAAUUUUUUGGGUAAAACUCAAAAAUUAUAAUCAGUCUGUGAUUUGUCAUGUCAAUGCAGGAAGCCUGAGCUACGGCUAAGAUGGAAGAAAACACGUUGACCCAAAAGUGCAAGGACUUCCGGCACGUAGGUGCGGCACUGUUGCUGAUUGUUGGUCUUUUUGGAAAUUUCGCAACAGGAUGUCAAUUCUACCCGAGCGGCGAAUAUUUGAAAUUCGUACGAGUACCGGAGAAUCUGCCACGUGGAGCAGAAGUACUUUCACUCGAAGUUCAUCCAAGGAAUCAUUUGUCAAUUAUGCCGGUCGAUAAGGAGGAGGAUACCAAGUACUUUACGUAUAAAGACGUAAAUAAAACUCAUGCUGCUGUGAUAUUAGCGAAAUCUUUAGAAAAUUUAGUCGACGGUGAUGCGCCGAGAAAUUUGCUCAAAUUUCGUCUUGUGUGCGAUUAUACAGAUGGCAGUGACUCUCUGGUAUCGUCCCAUUUAUCAGUGACUGUCUACGUAGAGGAUGUGAACGACCAUGCACCGCAAUUUGUCGACGCACCUUAUCACUUGGAGGUCGAUGAACUUACACCGACGGGUCUCACAAUUUUUCGAGAUAUUCACGCGGUGGAUAAGGACAAGCCGAAUACACCCAAUAGCGAUGUGCAUUACGCGAUAGUCAAGGGUAACGAAAGGGGUAAAUUUUCAUUGGAGCCUGGACACAGAACCGCCCUUACGUUACGUAAAUCUUUGGACUACGAUAACGACGAUCGUGAAUUCGUUCUCACCGUGAUGGCGUCGGAUCGCGGAACUCCUAUGAGAAGUACCAAUACGACUGUCACUAUAACCGUUCUGGACAAUGAUGACCUGAAUCCAAAAUUCUCACAGCCUGUUUACCGUACCAAGAUUUACGAAUUUUAUCCAGCACCGAAUUAUCCCAUCCACGUGGAAUUGAAUUUCACGCCACCCAUCUACGCGGAGGAUCAAGAUAGAGAUCUCGAUGUUGACAUUCGGUACGAUAUAAUAUCCGGAAACGAGAAAGGACUUUUUUACCUAAACCCACAGAACGGUUCGCUCUUUCUGGAGCAAGCAAUUGACCUUGAUUCGGAGCGCAACCUACCGGGAAACACAUACACCCUGCAGAUCCAAGCAUCCCAAACGGACAAUCCCCUAAAGCUGGCAGUGGCCAAGGUCGAAAUAGAGAUCCUCGACCUGAACGAUAACCUCCCAGAGUUCGAGGUCGACUUCUACAACAUCAGCAUAGUCGAAAAUCUACCAAAUGGUUUCAGCGUCCUGCAGGUAAUCGCCACCGAUAAGGAUCAGGGUGAUAACGGAGAAUUCGAUUACGAGCUGGAGGAUCCAUCCGGAGCAUUUUCGGUCGAUCCAAAUUCCGGCUGGUUGACGGUCAGAGAUCAGACGAUCCUCGACAGGGAGCAACAGAAUUCUUUAAGGAUGAAAGUUUUCGCGCGGGAACGUAGACCAAGCGUCGUUGCCACGUCGAGUGGUUCAUCCUCGGUGGACGUCGAGGUGACGCUACUCGACGCCAAUGAUAACAACCCUACCUUCGUACCGAGUAAUCUCUACGAAUUUGUAACGAAAAGUGAUGCUGCGGUUGGUACUGCCCUGGGUCAGGUUCAGGCCGUUGACAAUGAUCUGGGAAGGAAUGGUAUGGUUUUGUAUAAGAUACAAAAACCAGGAAACACCUCGAUCCGCACGCCGUUCACAGUCGACGAGCACACUGGUAUUAUAUCAGUGGCUCAGAGUCCGCUGAUCGAGGGAAGACACGCAAUCUUCGUCGAAGCUGCUGAUCAGCCAACGAAUCCCAGUGAAAGGCGGUUUUCAUUGGCAGUCGUAACUGUCGACGUAUUUCGUCCUGGUGGUGGUCACAACUCAUGGGAACCAGACUUUGUCGGAGCGCCAUAUGAAUUUUGGGUCGGUGCUAAUGUCGGCAUUGGCACGAGCGUCGGUCAAAUUCGUGUGAACGACGCUGUCAAAACGAGCAAUCUUAUUUACGACUUACUUCACAGUUAUCACGAAGGGGUUCCAUUCGCGGUCGAGGAACGUUCCGGAACUAUAACCGUAGUCGAUGAAAUCGAACAGUUCGAUCGUUCCUUGUUCGAUUUCGAGGCGGUCGUGACGAACGAGAGAGAUCUGACUUUGGUCACCAACGUCUCCAUACACGUUGUAGAUCCGAACGACGAGAGAGGGAUUUUCACUCAAGGGACCACAAAAGCUCCCCUAAUAUUUCACGUGAAGGAAAACGUUCCUGGUGCUUUCAUUGGGCAAGUGCUUCCGCACAAUGCCACGAAUACGACCAGGAAUAUCCACUUCAUCAUUGCCAAUCAGCAGGAUGUUCCUGAUAUAGCGAUAACCGAGGACGGUGUCCUUUACACCCCUCGCGGACUGGACCGGGAGGAAAGACAGAAUUACAGCAUCACCGUAAUUGCUGAGAGCUUACGCGGAGUGGGUAUUUUUCAAGUGACCGUUAUCGUUGAGGAUGAAAACGAUAAUCCUCCGGUUUUCUCGAUGUCUACUUACGAAGGACGUUUACUGGAAAACAGUCCUGUUGGUACCGAAAUCACUAUGACGAAUCGUAUCUUGGCUCAUGAUCCAGAUGACAACGGGGAUCAUAACGUAGUCUUGACCCUUCAUGGCGAGGGCAGUGAACUUUUCACCAUUGACCAAACCAGCGGGCGGGUUUUCUUCAGGGGAGAGAAUUUGUUGGAUAGGGAAGAAGUGGCUGAGUAUCAUUUACGAAUCGUCGCUAGGGAUAAGGGUAAUAUGCAUUCCGAAGCUCAACUCGUAAUAACGGUGGAUGACGAGAAUGACAACCCGCCAAACUUCAAACAAAUGAUAAUCCUACCGGACCAAGGAGUCCACGUGGCGAACGACACGGAAUACCAGGUUAAAUCGGUACUAAAAAACGGUAUAAGAAAACCGGAAAUUGCCAACAACAACAUGAAGAAUAAUCAGGACAACGAUCACCAAACGCCAUUGCUCCUGAUACCGGAAAACAGCACAGUCGGUACGAUCGUAAUUAGAUUAUCGGCCGAGGACAAAGACUCCAGCAACACCGAAUUAACAUACAGCAUCAUCAACGAGACAAUCAGCGACGAAAUCGCAAAGUCCAACAAAAAUCGUCACUUUGCGAUCAAUCCGAUAACCGGGGAGGUAUCGGUAGCUCGAAGUCUCCCGGCAGAAACCGAAAUUCAUCUGACGCUAAGAGUCACCGACAGUGGAAACCAAUCCGACAACGUAACCGUCCGCUUUCACAUCCUAGACAUAAAUAAUCACCCACCAGUCUUCAAGAAGUCGUGGUACACCUUCAGCAUACCCGAAGGAACUUACGAGAAACGUACUCUAGGCACUGUAGACGCUAUCGACGCGGAUUACGAUGACAACGCGAACAUAACGUACGACAUAAUCAGAUCGUCCAACGAGUCGUCACCGUUCAGCAUUGAGCCUCAUAGCGGACUCCUCAAGGCGACUGGAAUUCUCGACAGAGAGACCUUAGACGUUUUCAGAUUCAGCGUCGUGGCGCGGGACCAGGCUCUGAACAGUUUGAGCUCGAGCGUCGACGUCGAGAUCAACGUCCUCGACGUGAACGACAACGCGCCUGUAUUUUACGGUUACGACGCGCUGGACAAACUCGUAACUGGUACCAGCGACAUCUUCAGCGGCGACACGAACCAGAUGGUACCGACCUAUUACGCAUCCGUGCCAGAAAACAGUCCGGUCGGUACGAUCGUCACCAGAGUCUACGCCAAUGACUCCGACUUCGCCGGAAAUGGAAAUGGACUUAUCCUCUUUGAUCUUCCUCACAGACGCGGAGAUCCGCAAUACUUUAGCAUAGACAGCAAGGAGGGCUUGGUAUCUACCGUUGCUAAUUUGGAUUAUGAAAUUCAAAGGGUUCACAAUCUUACUGUCAUAGCUAGCGAUCUAGGGUCACCCAGUUUAACCUCCACGGCGAUGCUCCUCGUCAGGAUUUUGGACGUGGACGAAGGCGACGAUAAUGACGUUCAACGACCGAUAUUCCAGCAUCGGUACUACGAGGUCGAGGUAGAGGAAAAUACACCGGUGCCUUUGAAGCUGGUGCAGCUAAAUGUCUCUGGGCAUUUCAUUAACGAACACCUAAGGUACUCGAUCGUACAGGACGAUUCGGACGCCAAGGAUCAUUUUAUGAUUGAUCGUAAGAAUGGUACCUUGUAUCUGGUUACGAGUAUCGAUCGCGAGCUCAGAGAUCUUUACGAAGUGAAGGUCAGGGUGGACAGGGUGAAGAAUGGACGUGGAAUGCCGGUUAUGAUUUAUCCUGUUGUCGGGGAGAGGUUAAAUGGUCUGGCGCUAAACGAGGCGAAAAUAACCGUAAGAGUCAAGGACGUAAACGAUAACGCACCAAGAUUUAAAGCCAAGGGGAGACCUAUGCUGGCUGCCAUACCAACCACUGCUCAUUAUGGAUACGAGAUUAUUAAAGUUGAGGCCGAAGACCCCGACCAAGGCAUAAAUGGGGAAAUUCGAUACCAAAUACUUGGCCGUGAAGAUGCUCCGAGAUUCGCUAUUGACCCACUCAGUGGUCAAGUGCGAUCUGUUGGAAGUUUUUCGCGGGAUGCUGGACGAGUUUUUGGAUUCGAUGUCAAGGCUACUGACAGACGUGGUGCGGAAGACGGUCGUAGCAGUAUUGCCAAUGUUUUUGUAUACGUCUUGGAUGAUCAUAAACAAGUCGUUAUGGUUAUGGGCAAUAAACCAAGAGACAUCGAACUGCAAAUUGAUAACAUUACCUCCGCGCUACACAAUGUCACUGGACUGGACGUACGUGUCAGAAAAUUGGAACCGCACAUUGAGAAAAAUCUCAUCGAUGCUGCUUCGACGGACAUGUACCUGUACGCGAUUGAUCCUCAUCUAAAUGUUAUGAUCGACAUGGAUACUUUGCACAACGUCUUUCACAAUAAGAAGACUGAAAUCAAACGGGAAUUAGAAAGAUACCACGUGCUUGAUAUUGCCGGUACAACCCCUCGGCGUAGUAACCAGAGAUAUUUGCUGUCCACCCUCGAAGUUGGGGUGGUUGUUUUGGGUUGUGUCGUCUUUGUCGGUGCCCUUAUCACUGCCUUGUGCGUCACCUGCUUCCGAAGGAAUAAACGCCGACAAAGGCAAGGGACUGGCAUGUAUUCGUCGGGUGGCCCAGUUGGCUUUGCUUUGGCAGACCCGACCGCAACGUUGCAGAAACCGCCGCUAUUCCCGACCUUUGUAGACGGCCUUCAUUACGACCCUGAACCGUUCUCCAGCGAAAUGCGACAUCACGGCAUCUGCGAACACGAGCCCAGCUGCGUGCGUUUCCACAGAACCAGCAUGGGCAAACGUCACACAGUAAGAACGAGUACAGGGACCCUGGAAGCUUCCGCUACGUCACUACACUCCAGUGGUCAAGAUUCUGGAAUCGUUGCCAGGACUUGUCAUUGCAGUCAUUCAUCAAGUCCCUCCAGCGGAGAAAGUAGCAAGUCAGUCUUUUACCGGACGUCCCGCAACGGCUACGAGGACUCCCUGAGGUCGUUGCAUCGACGCAGUGGUACCAACGACGCGAUACGAGAACAGGAGACCAACGUCGUAUCGAGACGUGCGAAUUUACCAGCGUCGAGAAGACGUCAGAGAUUCCACUCGUUCGCCAAUACCGGCUCCGUGUACUCCCAGGAGGCCAGCCUGAAGCGCGACAAGCGAUUGAGGCCCGAUAGCGAUAAGAGACGCGGUGACGUCAUCAAGCACGAGCAUCGCCGUGCUCUUUCGGAGGCUGAGAACAACAUCACGGAAACUGUCAUUCACGAACAUCCAAGCGCGGAAAUGACGAUACCAACGCCGCUGCCCAACGUCUCGACGCUCCAUGGUAAGACGCACAACGUCGUCGUCUCGACGCCUGCCGCGAUGGCUCUGGCGAGACGGCAGAGCGUCAACGUUAUGUACGGCAGGCCGACGUAAAAAUCAUUUUGAUUGGUAAGACGGGACUUCGACCUCGUAAACGUCCUCGAUGAUUAAAUGGUCCUGAGAACAGCUGACGAUUACAAUCAAAUUCUUUAUAUUCGCCAGACUCUCGUUUUUUAAUGGCACUUGGCUUUAUUCAUUCUCUAUGGUUGUCUAUGGUUAGCUUCGACCCACUUGGAAAAUCCUUUACUCACGUUCUUUUUCUUUUUUGGGGGGGGUUUUCUCGGUUUCAGGUACUUCGAGAACCAGCCAUAUGCUCUACUAAAAUAGAUACGAAACUACUCAAGUGCUGGAAUGUUUGCUGCAAAUUUUUUUUUUUUUUUUGAUACUCCGAUAUCUUCGAGAUGGGUGGCACUUGGGGGUGCCACUUAGAGUAGCGGAUGAUAAACAGCAACUUGAAUGGUCUGCUUGGGUUUUUUUUUUUUUUUUUUUUUUUUGAUACUCCGAUAUCUUCGAGAUGGGUGGCACUUGGGGGUGCCACUUAGAGUAGCGGAUGAUAAACAGCAACUUGAAUGGUCUGCUUGGGUUUUUUUUUUUUUUUGAUAUUUUCGUGUUUUUUUUUUCGGGCGUAGGAAUCAGGUUUCGAUCGAUCCAGACGAGCAGACAUUUUUUUUUAUGGAUUCUGAUUACUGAUUAUCGGAAUAUCCUUAGGCAAUUUAUGCCAAAGUAACGGAUUGUCGUGGAGCCAAAUCGUUAUUGUUUCCUGUGUAAAUAUUGAAGGCGUCGUUCACUUAUUUUAGACUAUAAAGUUCAUUGUCAAAUUUGAGAACUAGUGGUAAUUUUUCUUCGAAGAAUGCAUGAUUGUAUCAAAAUUAAUUGACAGGAUCUACAUUGUAUAUAAUUCUCGAUAUAUUCGAUGAAUGUCUAUUUCGUUAUAGGACCGUAAUAUUUCAAUAAGUUAAAAAUAAUAAUAGCAUGCAUCCUUGCGAUUGUCAUAAUUUUUUAUGUAUAAAAAUCCCUUUAAUCAGUACAAGUCGAUAUUAAUGACUUUCAUCCACAUCAUUGCAUCAUAAUUAUUUGUAAAUUAUAAUUUAUAUUGUAUAGUGUAACAGUGCGUUAUUCGUUAUAAGUGUCCUUCUUCUGCUUUAUUUUUUUUAUAAUUAAACUGUAGCUAGAAAAA